CAGCAAGCGGAGCCAAAGAGCCAAGCAAUCCACAUCUACCCAUUUCUAAGCCGAGAUCGAGUCAGUUGGCUUUUAGCUGUAGGAGAGCGUGGAAGCAGGCCCAGAACCGAAAACGAAACCGAAACCGAAAGACUAAAAACGAAAAACCAGCUGCGAUCGCAUGGGGAGGGGCAUUUAUGUGGAUCUCGGAGGGGCAAGAACUGAAAGCUCAGCAAGUAACCACCAAAGUGGCUAAAAGCAGGGCCAAGAAAAUGUGCUCAGAGCUGACCGUGGAAACGUGAUACCUGCUUAGGAUUGGGCUGAGGGACCACAUGCUCCUCCUGCGCCAGCUGCCACGUUCAAAAUAGAAAGUUGCUGCCAAAGAUGAAAGCGACCGCCGCUAAUGCCACAGAAUGAGCGAAUCGGAACCCAAUAGCCUGGAGUUCAUUGAAGACUCCUAUCUGCCAGGCAUCGAUGAUCUCACCAGCACACCAUCCCUGGAUCUGGAAGCUAGCGAAGCCGUCUUGGACUGGUAUGGAGACGGGCAGGAGGAGAGCGAAGCUGAUUUUUAUCUGCGUAACCUGACUCUGGACCAGAUCUUCUACGAUGUGGAUUCAGACUACUCCAACAGCCUGGAACUGCAGGCAGUGGAGGCGGAGUUCAUUGGCGCCAAGUUGGCCAACCAGGCACCCUCUUCCUCGAUGGCCAAACGCUUCCGGCUAAAGUUCUUCACCAAGCGAAGCAUGCGUGACGUUAAAGUCACGUUCAUAGACUUCUCCAAGCCAUAUCUGGCCAAAAUAUCGAACAGUGAUAACUACAAGAGAUUUCUCAACAUUGGGCAUAGAAGUAGAGAUAAUACAGCCAAUCUGUCGGACCCAGCAUCUCCAGCAGCUUCUGUGGCAUCCGCAGAAAUUGCCGCCGAGUUCGCUGCGCUUUCCGUGGAGGAGAAGGAGCAGCGUCGGGCUGAUUGGACUCAGGAACUGGCCCGCGUUGAGGAGGAGAUCAACACGCUGCGCACCGUCCUCGCCUCGAAGACGCGCCAUGCCUCCGAUCUCAAGCGCAAGCUGGGCAUUACCGUCUGGAAGGAGGUGACGGACGACAUGAACCAGGGCAUCAAGAACCUUAAAGAGAGCACUGUUUACCAAUCGGUGGAGCAGAGCGUGGGCACGUUUACUAAAGCCGUGCACGAGGCACCCCUAUACCAACGCACGGAGUCUGUGCUCAAGUCCACGGGCGAGAAGACCGCCUCGGUGUUUGGCAGCAUCACCAGUGGCAUUUCGUCGAAACUGUCGCAAAUGAAAAACUCCGAGUCGAUGCGUUCUAUCGAGGCUUCGGUGGGCUCUGCCUACGAGAACGUUAAAGUAAGCUAUGAACACAACAAUUUUAUGUGCCAAUCUCAUGCGACCAAGGUGACAUCCCGCUCGGGUUCGGUAUCCAGUUUUCCAGACGCCUUGGACGAGAACAACACAUCCUCGGGCCUGAAUUCACCCACAGACUCACUUACUAAAUAGAUUUCGGGACAACUCCGAAGCUAAGCUAAGCGCGUCGAUAUAGUGGAGGAACCUAUACUACACACAAACAGACCCACGCACCCACUCUAAUAACUUAUUAAACUAAUGCGAAUUGUCGUGUCUGCGCACUAACAACAGGAUCAGAAUUUAAUUACCCACAGAUCAUAUGCGUGUGUAGUCGUUACGGUAUAUAUAACUUGAAUUAACUAAAACUUGUGCGUCAUAUUUGGCCAAAGGGAGCACAUAUUAUAUGCAUCUAUUUGUAUUUGCCUGUGAGACACCAUCGAACUGCAUGAUUAUUUUAAACUUUAAGCCGAUGAGGAGCGUAGAUCGGAGGGCUUGCUGCAUUCAUUUAAAUAACUAUCGAUCUAAUUGUAAAUUUAGAGACUAAACCAUUUUGUUGGGUAUCCACAAGUUGUCAUUCCCAAAUGUUUCCAAUAUUUUGUAAAAACUUUGGCGGAACAAGCAUUGCAGUUAAAGUAUAUAUACAAUUGUUUUACACUUUUAUUUCUUCUCUAGGCGUUCAGUUCCUUGGUUAGAUGGCGUUCCCGAUCCUGAUUAAAAAGCCAAUUCCAAAAUUAUUUAGAACUACUUAUAUAUUUGAAUUACGAUCAGAGCUUGCGUGCAAAAUAAUAAAAAUCCAUUGGUAAUUUUAAGAGGGUUGAACCCUUACUGCUAAAGAGAGAGGAAGAUCGCACCCGAUUUGUUGCUAAUGCUGAUUUGCUAUAUGUGUAUGGAAUCUUUGAAUAAAUGCAAAAUUUUUUGCCCCAUAAAAAA
Drosophila suzukii is the source of this 2267-nucleotide messenger RNA. RefSeq names its product tumor protein D52. Gene Ontology annotation, cellular component: cytoplasm. NCBI's taxonomy places the organism in Eukaryota, Metazoa, Arthropoda, Insecta, Diptera, Drosophilidae. The record is from RefSeq and is a predicted model, not a curated record.